AUGCCAAUAUUCGGACCGAAGAAGGAUGAGCUAAUCGGAGAGUUCAGGCGGUUAGACUACGCCGAAUUGUGUGAACUGUACUCGGUUAAUAUAGUUGAGGUGAUUUCAUCUCGGCGAAGCAAAUGGGCUUGCAAAAUUGUUGAGCUUGGUAACGAAAGAAUUCCUAAAAGGUUAAUAUUUGCUGUACGAAAUGGUAAACGUCCGAGGGAUAGACCGGAGACUGCACAGAAAACUUAUGGGAUGGUCCGGAUCGACAUAAGAUAUUCAGAAGGGUGCACAUCACAGAAGAGACCCUUAAAUGCCUGGGCGGUGACUACAAAGUGGAACCGGGCAAAGGAGGCGAACGGCACCACUACCUCAGGGAUCACAACAUCCAGACCUACCUCAUCGUCCCGUGGGAGAACUACAGGCCGGUAA
Messenger RNA from Nezara viridula (southern green stink bug), 417 nucleotides. NCBI's taxonomy places the organism in Eukaryota, Metazoa, Arthropoda, Insecta, Hemiptera, Pentatomidae. The record is from the annotation of a GenBank genome assembly.